AUGGAUUUGACCAACGAAUGCGUGCGUGUCGUCCUUCGAGAUCCCCUCCUGAACGCUAACGUUCAAAUUGUAGGAUCGAGCUCUCUCGCGUCGAGUCUCGACACCACCUCCACCUCCAGCCAGUCGUUCCCGUUUACGACCGGCGGUCGUCCACCAGAUACCUCACUUCCUGCAUUCAAGACUGAAUACCACCCGAAAUCCGGCCGCCCCACCCGCUUCUAUUCGUAUGACGAGUUCCGUCGCCCGGUCCAGCAACAGGUCUUCGAAAAGGAUGAACAUCCUUGGAGACCGUUUCGCAGCCGUGCCGAUUACGAUCUGGCAUCUAUUGCGGUCGACGCGCAGAUGUCGGAUUCGUUGGUGAGGCGACUGUUGGAUCUCGUAAAGGGUGUCAAAAGCGGUGAAGCUAAUGUCACCUUCGAGUCGGUCAAAAAUCUUCGGGACGCAUGCGAUACGGCUACGACUACAUUUACUCCUUUCGAACUGCACGAUAUUGUGAUCAACUAUAAGGGAGAAGACCUUCAUCACGAGUUCUACGGGCGAGAUAUGUUUGACUGGGCCCUGGACUUACUCGAGAACGAGGCUCUUGCGCCUCACUUCGUCUGGGACGCUCAACGACACUACAAGUAUAAUGGUUCCGAUUAUGUACGCUUCAUUGACGAACCAUGGUCGGCAGACCGUUGGUGGGCCAUACAAGAAGAUCUCCCGAAACUCGGCGAUCAUCCCGCUGCACCAUUCGCCAUCGUCUUGUACGCUGACAAGACAAGACUAUCGAGCGCUGGGAACGUACAAGGCUAUCCCGUCGUUGCGAGGUGUGCAAACUUGCCUGCAGACAUUCGCAAUGGCAAAGGAUCUGGCGGUGGAUACGUAGUCGGAUGGCUUCCGAUUGUGGAAGAUAACUCUGAAGAAGACGGAACGCUUGCAUAUACGACGCUGGAACGAGUGCUGUGGCACGACUCGGUGCGGAAGCUGUUCGAAAACGCCCAAGAUAGUUCGAAAAACGGCUUCUUCUACGAGAAGUGCCACGACGGGAUUCCUCGAUGGCUUUACUUUACCAUUCUCAUCCUAUCCGCAGAUUAUGAGGAGCAAACUACUAUGGUACUCAAUCGUGGUGCGGGCGGAAACCACCCUUGCCCGGUGUGCCUCGUGCCCAGGAAGCAGCAACAUGACCUCUCCCUACGAUUCCCUCGACGCUCGGAGGCGGAAACUCAAGCAGUGGUGGUACAGUAUAAUCAGGCUGACAUAGACCCAGCGGAAAAGCGACGACUAGGGGCCCGUCUCGACGAACUGAGCAUCAGGCCUGUCAACAACAUUUUUUGGAUGCUAAGAUACUCUGAUACGGCCAACACUAUAUCUGUCGACCACCUUCACAAUUUCCAUCAUGGGAUAUACGGCAAGCAUCAACAUCCAGAGUUACUCAAGAUCCUCGAGAACACGCCAAACUCCCGCAAAGACUUAGGCAAGUUCAAUAGUCAAAAGCUAAUCUACCACAACAGGUUCUCUCAGCAGCCCCGUUGGCGUGGAUUCGGUCACUUCGAAUCGCCGUCCACUACAACUUUCAGCGACGGCAAUAAAUUCAGAGACAUAUCUAAGGCAAUUUUAUUUUGCACGUACAAUAUCCUAACGCCCUCCUACUCGCCCGAGGGAUUUAAGCUACUUCAGCUUAUUGCCAGCUAUCUCGAGCUAGACGCCUAUUAUUCCCUUGAAGUUCACACCGAGGAGACGCUUCGAGCCGCCUGGAAAGAAGUCGGAAGGUUUGGUACUCUUCUAAAGGAAUACAUCGCUUUGGCCCUGGUCGCCAAAAGUCAAGGGCGAAACACAAAAAUCAAGAUCAACUGGGACUUUCCGAAGAUUCACGCGCUAAUACAUUUCCUCAACGACGUCUUGCAGAAGGGAGGAAGUCGUCAUACUUCGACUCGCCCUAACGAAGGCAUGCAUGGUCCACUCAAGGAUUCAUACGAGAAUCGGUCAAACGGCAAGGAUUUUGCUGAACAGAUCCUGCGUGUCGACACACACCGGCUGGCGCUCCUUGUCAUUGGCGAGCGUAUUCAGCGACAGGCCGAGAUCAAGCGCCUGGAAGCGCUUCAGGAUCGUGUAGAGCACGACGACGACGUUACAGCAUACGAAACCGACAACAGCUGGCACGUAUACCUCGGCUCCCCACAGCAACCUAUAGCCGUCCAGGAUGUUGUCAGUAAGCGCAGCCAGGAUAGCGCCUUCGAGGACUUCGAGCUCAAACUUCAAGACUACAUCAAUCUUCGCCUUUUCCCCAACCUCGGGAUCUCGCUGCCGACACCUCUAGCUAUCCCAGAAACCUUCCAGAUCACCGAGUAUUACUUCUUCAAGGUCAACUAUGAGUCGUAUGAAACAUGGACGACCAGGACCGACUACCUGCGCUGCAACCCGUCGUUCUACAACCACCCUCGAUACGAUUGCGUCCUCGCCAAGCUCACACCUGGGACUGCCGGCAUCGCACGCCUUGUGAUGCCAUUCGACUUUACCAUAUUGUUCCAGGAUGCCGAAGGGGCCCACCCUCAAACAUUCUCAGCUGCUCUCGUUCAACCUUACACCGCUCAGCCCAAUGUGCCCGCUGACGUUGGCAAAAUCGACGACGACUUGAACUUCACCCGGCUUAAAGCCUGCCCCCGUGCUGACACAACAAUAAUCUCUCUGGACUCGGUCAUUCGAGGCGCUCUGAUAUGCCCUGACUUUGAUCGCCCCGACGAAUACUUUGUCAAUGCCUUCGUUGAUGGAGACAUGUUCCUUCGAAUGAAGGGCGACUGGACUAGGGUUUGA
Molecule: messenger RNA, 2793 nt
Organism: Coniophora puteana RWD-64-598 SS2
Lineage: Eukaryota; Fungi; Basidiomycota; Agaricomycetes; Boletales; Coniophoraceae
Exons: 11
Coding region: 1-2793 (930 amino acids)
Source: RefSeq, a predicted model, not a curated record